Messenger RNA from Exaiptasia diaphana, 1222 nucleotides. RefSeq names its product SWI/SNF-related matrix-associated actin-dependent regulator of chromatin subfamily B member 1. The transcript has 6 exons. The record is from RefSeq and is a predicted model, not a curated record. NCBI's taxonomy places the organism in Eukaryota, Metazoa, Cnidaria, Anthozoa, Actiniaria, Aiptasiidae. Gene Ontology annotation, cellular component: nuclear chromosome; nucleus. Gene Ontology annotation, biological process: regulation of transcription by RNA polymerase II; chromatin remodeling. The coding region runs from base 11 to 1135 and encodes 374 amino acids. Gene Ontology annotation, molecular function: transcription coregulator activity.
CCAAACCAAGAUGGCGCUUAGAACAUACGGACAAAAACCAAAAUCUUUUCAACUUGAAGAUGGAGCAGAGUACUACAUGAUCGGCUCAGAAGUAGGAAAUUUCCUGCGUAUGUUUCGUGGCUCUCUAUAUAAGAAAUAUCCRUCCUUAUGGCGACGGCUAGCAACUCUUGACGAGCGAAAAAAGAUCGUUUCUUUAGGAUUCGGACACAAUAAUUUGGCUACAAAUGUAACUUUAUUGAGAGCCCAUGAGGUUGAAGAGAUUCUAGAAGGCAACGAUGAUAAGUAUAAAAUAUCUGCUGAGGUUCAAGAGUCUGCCAGACAAGCUGCUACAGGAAAAUCAAAGCGAGGAACAACAUGGCAGCCACAGACUUUGUUUCCUAGUACUUCAUUUCAUCUUGAUGCGGUUCCUUGUUCGACUGCCGUCAAUCGUAACCGACUUGGUCCAAAACGAGUCAGAACUUUUCCUACAUGCUAUGAUGAUCAUGACAUGGAGGCAGUGCACAAAGCGGCAUCACUAACUGAAGUACUAGUCCCCAUUAGACUUGACAUUGAUAUUGAAGGACAGAAACUAAGAGAUACAUUUACAUGGAAUAAAAAUGAAACUCUCAUCACACCAGAGACCUUUGCUGAAGUCUUGUGUGACGACCUAGAUCUUCCCCCGGCAUCGUUUGUUACAGCCAUUGCCCAGGCCAUUAGACAGCAAUCAAAGCAGUUUGAUGUAGAGCCUGAGAUUGUAUUGAAUGAACAGAAAGAUCAACGAAUCAUCAUCAAGCUUAACAUCCAUGUUGGCAACAUUUCUCUUGUGGACCAGUUUGAAUGGGAUAUCUCAGACCCACAAAACAAUCCUGAACAGUUUGCUCUUGGACUGUGCUCUGACUUAGGACUUGGUGGCGAGUUUGUAACUGCUGUUGCAUAUAGUAUUAGAGGGCAGUUAAGCUGGCAUCAGAAAACUUAUGCAUUUAGUGAAGCACCAUUGCCUAAGGUUGACAACGCAGURAGAUCCGGUACUGAUGUGGACAACUGGGGACCUUACCUAGAGACACUUACAGAUGCUGAGAUGGAGAAGAAGUUAAGAGAUCAGGACAGAAACACAAGACGUAUGAGACGCUUGGCUAACACUGCUCCUGUUUAUUAACUCAACAACAAGAACUGUAAAUAUAUAUAAUAGUUGUUUAACAGAUGUAUUAGUGUAAAUCUUUAGAAUAUAUAUUUGUUUCUCUUU